Messenger RNA from Centruroides sculpturatus (bark scorpion), 4496 nucleotides. RefSeq names its product phospholipid-transporting ATPase ID-like (gene ATP8B). Lineage: Eukaryota; Metazoa; Arthropoda; Arachnida; Scorpiones; Buthidae. Gene Ontology annotation, molecular function: ATP hydrolysis activity; magnesium ion binding; ATPase-coupled intramembrane lipid carrier activity. The record is from RefSeq and is a predicted model, not a curated record. Gene Ontology annotation, biological process: Golgi organization; phospholipid translocation. The transcript is spliced from 23 exons. Gene Ontology annotation, cellular component: plasma membrane.
UAGAGGUCACUCUCAUUGAGCCCACGCCGUGUGUGUUUCUUCCUCAGAUCAAUGGCUGGUCUGUGUGUGGUGAGGUAGUAAUAUUUCUCCGUUCGUAACACGCCUGUUUUUAUCUACAGAAAAAUGCAUAGAGGAAUUUACAAUACAGUAAUUGAUAACUUAACAUCUAGUAAACCUACUGAAGAGAGGUGGUGGGUUAAUAGCCAUUGAGAAGUGCAUGGAUAACAUUCACAUAUCUCUAUUCACAAUAUGGGAAAAGACUGUUGGAAGAGGGAGAAAAUCCAUGAGACGGAAAGACACAUCAGAGCAAAUGAUCCUGAAUUCAACACGCAGUUUAAAUAUGCGAAUAAUUACAUCAAGACAUCCAAGUAUACUUUCCUGACAUUUAUUCCUAUGAAUCUGUUUGAACAGUUUCAGAGGCUAGCCAACUUUUAUUUUCUUUGCUUAUUGGUUUUGCAGCUUAUACCUCAAAUAUCUUCCCUUACUCCAGUUACUACAGCAGUGCCUUUAAUAGUGGUACUUUCACUGACAGCUCUGAAGGAUGCUGUGGAUGAUAUCCGUCGUCACCGCAGUGAUAAUCAGGUUAAUAACAGGGUGUUACGGGUAUUACGAAAUGGGAAAUUAGUUGAUGAAAAGUGGUAUAAAAUACAAGUUGGGGACAUUGUUAGAAUGGAAAAUAAUCAGUUUAUUCCAGCAGAUCUUUUAUUACUUUCUACUAGUGAACCUAAUGGUCUUUGUUACAUAGAAACAGCAGAAUUAGAUGGAGAAACAAAUUUAAAAUGUAGACAAGCUCUUUCAGAAACAGCUGAACUUUCAGAGUCUGAAAAAAAUUUAGGAAGUUUCGAUGGAGAAAUAAAAUGUGAACCACCCAACAACAAUUUGAAUAAAUUUGAGGGAAACUUGUUUUGGAAAGAUCAUCUUCAUUCGUUAGAUAAUGAUAAACUUCUGCUGCGAGGAUGUGUGUUAAGGAACACUCGUUGGUGUUAUGGUGUAGUUAUCUUUGCCGGUAGAGAUACAAAACUCAUGCAGAACAGCGGUAAAACUAUAUUCAAGCGGACAAGUCUUGAUCGUCUUCUAAACUGGUUAAUCAUUGGUAUUGUAUUCUUCUUGUUUAGUAUGUGUUUGUUCUGUACAAUUGCCUGUGGUGUUUGGGAAACUGUUACUGGUAGACAUUUUCGUAUCUAUUUACCUUGGGAGGAUUUAGUUCCUAAUAGAACUACAGAGGGGGCCACUGUUAUUUCUGUUUUGGUUUUUUUCUCAUAUGCAAUUGUAUUAAACACUGUUGUACCCAUAUCGUUAUAUGUCAGUGUAGAAAUUAUAAGAUAUUUGAAUAGUCAGUGGAUUAACUGGGAUCAACAGAUGUACUAUGCACCCAAUGAUACUCCUGCCAGAGCCCAUACGACCACAUUAAAUGAAGAAUUAGGCCAGAUAGAAUAUGUCUUCUCAGACAAAACUGGCACAUUAACACAGAACAUUAUGACUUUUAACAAAUGUUCAAUUAUGGGACAUAUGUAUGGAGAAGUCCUUGAUGAGGUAACAAAGGAACCUAUAGAAAUAACAGAGAACACACCUUCCGUCGAUUUUUCAGUAAAUCCCCUGUAUGAACCAAGCUUUAAGUUUUACGAUAAAGCUCUGUUAGAUGAUGUAAUGCAUGGAGAUAAACAUGCCCAUGAAUUUUUUCUUCUUCUUGCAUUAUGUCACACAGUUAUGUGUGAAGAGAAAGAUGGACGUUUAGAAUAUCAAGCCCAAUCUCCUGAUGAAGCCGCACUUACUUCAGCAGCAAGAAAUUUUUUAAUGCAAUAAUUUAUUUUUCAGCAUCGUACACCAAACAGUAUUAUUGUAGAAGUAAUGGGACAGAUAGAGCAUUAUGAACUAUUAGCUAUUUUGGAUUUUAACAAUUAUCGUAAACGCAUGUCUGUGAUAAUUAGAAAAAAUGGAAAAAUAAAAUUAUUCUGUAAAGGUGCUGAUUCUGUGAUAUUUGAAAGACUCAAUCCUGAUAGUGCAGAAAUCAAGUUAAAAACAAUAGAACACUUGAAUAAAUUUGCUGGUGAAGGACUCCGUACAUUGUGCUUGGGUGUUAAAGAUCUAGAAGAAAGUGUUUAUGAAGAAUGGAAAGCUAAAUAUCAUGAAGCAACGACAGCCUUAGAAAACAGAGAAUCUAAAGUUAAUCUAGUUAUGGAAGAAAUAGAAAAAAAUCUGACUUUGAUUGGUGCCUCUGCCAUUGAAGACAAAUUGCAAGAUGGCGUUCCUUACACAAUUGCAAACUUGGCAUUAGCCGGAAUUAAACUAUGGGUGUUGACUGGCGAUAAACAAGAGACUGCCAUAAACAUCGGAUAUUCAUGUCAGUUGCUGACGGAUGACAUGGUUGAUAUCUUCAUUGUUGAUGGAAAUGAUCCUGAAGAAGUACAAAAGCAACUCCAGACUUACAGAGAGAACAUUCGGAGUGUCAUGUCUCAUACUAAAGGCGCUCCUCAGUGCAGCGUGGUUACAUUUUUGGAUGAUUUAUAUCCACUCUCUAACAGCAGGGAGGAUUUUGGAGGAUUUGCACUUGUUAUUAAUGGACACAGUUUGUCUUUUGCACUUGAUGAGUCAAUGGAACUUCUAUUUCUUGAAGUUGCCUGCCACUGCAAGACUGUCAUUUGCUGUAGAGUCACUCCUCUGCAGAAAGCAUUGGUAGUAGAUUUAAUCAAAGUUCAUAAGAAAGCCGUUACAUUAGCUAUUGGUGAUGGCGCAAAUGAUGUCAGCAUGAUCAAAACCGCCCACAUAGGAGUAGGUAUCAGUGGACAAGAAGGUAUGCAGGCCGUCCUAGCCAGUGAUUACUCGGUGGCACAAUUUCGUUUUUUGGAACGUCUUCUCCUAGUCCACGGACGUUGGUCUUAUUUUCGAAUGUGCAAGUUUCUACGAUAUUUCUUUUAUAAAAAUUUUGCAUUUACACUCUGCCAUUUCUGGUUUGCUUUCUUCUGUGGAUUUUCAGCACAGACUCUCUUUGAUCCAGCUUUUAUAUCUGUUUAUAAUGUUAUUUAUACAUCAUUACCAGUUUUAGCACUUGGAAUACUUGACCAGGAUGUAGAUGACAAAAAUUCAAUUCGAUAUCCAAAACUUUAUACUCCUGGGCAUUUAAAUUUACUUUUCAACAAAGUUGAAUUCUUAAAAAGUGUUACUCAUGGAAUCCUUACGUCUUUCAUCUUGUUUUUUAUCCCGUACGGAGCAUUCAACACCGGAAUAAGUUCAGAAGGUCGAAAUUUAGAUGAUCUCCAGCUAUUCGGCACCACUGUUUCCGUCAUUUUAGUGUUAGCUGUGACUUCCCAGGUUGCUUUAGAUACUGCAUACUGGACUGUUACAAACCAUAUAGUGAUUUGGGGAAGCAUUGCCUUUUAUUUUAUAUUAACUUCUCUUAUCACUAGUAACUUGUUUCUUUACAAUUAUGUGGGAAUGUUUCUUAUUGCCAUUGCCACUCCACAAUUUUGGUUUACGACUUUUUUAACUCUAACCAUUAUUUUGGUGCCUAUAGUGGCCAUAAGAUUUUAUCACACGGACGUCCAUCCAACAUUAUCUGACAGGGUCAGGUUAAAACAGCGGAAGUCGUGCCUGAGGUCUCGACCCUCGGACACGCAACUGCACAGAUCUUCCAGCAUCAGAAGGAGCAGUCGGCGUUCCAUACGUUCUGGAUACGCUUUUGCCCACCAGGAAGGAUUUGGCCGCCUCAUAACUAGCGGCAAGAUAAUGCGAAAGAACAAGUCCAGUAGUUUCGGAAACAACUUACAUCCACACUCCAGGAGCCACAAUCUGUGGGUCACCAGAAACCAUUCAGGAAACUCCAGGGAGAGAGCCACUCCUUCCACAGUUGAAGUGUAAAGUUUUUUCUGUGUGUGUGCGUGUGUGCAUUUCUGUGAUUCGGCAUUUGCACCUGUUACAGUGCAUAAAUAUUUUAAGUUUUUGUUCCAAAUUUUCAAAGAACCUUAUAAGUUUCAAUUAAAUGUUUCGAGAAGAAGCAUAUCGAUAUUUAAUGUUCAUAUUUGCAAAAAAAAAAGUUUUUUCUACCAUCUUUAUCAUGGAUUAUGGCCUUGUACAUAUUAAAAAUUGAAACAAAAGAAAAUAAAAUGUCUGUACUAAAAGUGUUGAACAUCUUCAUCUAGUGCAUUACGGAACAGACAUUUACCUAUAUCAUUGUUAAUAAGUCCAUUUUAUGAAGUGUAAACUAAUUGUGGCACAAAUUUUUAUUUUAUUAAAACUGUUGGUAAAUACAGAAAUCUUCCUACACUUGCAUAUGUAUAAUAUUCUUUGUAAACAUUGAUUUUUAAAAAAAAAUUUUGUUGUAGCCUAGAUUUAUAAAAAAACAAAAAAAAAUUGUAUUCGAGUGAUAUACUUUAUUAUAUAUAUAUAAUGCAUUGCAUUAAUGGAAAAAAUUAUUUUAAUUGCAAUGUUGUUUAAAAUGCCUGUUCUUAUAGUUAAUGGGUGAAAAAAGUUUAUAUGGUUAAUAAAAUUUAUGUAUUUUA